AACUCCCGGUUCAUUAACACAAAUUACAAAUUUUUUAAAAUCUAAAUUUAAAAAAUAAUAAUUUUCAAUCUGGGAAUUUUGUAGAAAUACGAAAUCAAACUAUUUUUCCAAAAUAUUUUAUAAAUUAUAAAAAGUAGUCCAAGAAAGUGAUUUAAAAAAAGUGGAUUAGAUGAAAACAAAUUAAGAAAAUUGAGCUUUAGAAAUCUGUCAUAUGAUAAUGAAUUUUAAAGAGUGAAGACAGAUAAAAUGCUUGCUCGCCGAGAAAAAUCCUUUUCUUUCAUAACUGUUUUUGAACUUUGAUAAUCUUUUAAAAAAAUUGAAUUUGGCUACUUUUUCUGACUCUCUUUACUACGUUUUCAUCGACUUUUAAUUUUUUUUUUAACCAAUUACCAGAAAGGUACCAGUCAGAGAAGGUACGAUGCACAUAAGGUUGUCUCCAUUGUUUGGCAUGAUAAAAAUGAAAAAUGGACUUCGCCACGAGCAAAGUGAGAGAAUUGCAAGCUGCCCUAUUUCCCAUUCAGCCCAUCCCAAGCAGUGUAUUGACGAACCAAUGCCUUCAAAAUCGAUUCGGAAUCACCAGAAGGGAUGUCGACUCAGUCCUUUCUCUAACUUCAGGAAUUUUAAAAUAUCGAGAUACGAGAGAAACUUUUCAAUCAGUCAUCGACGCAAAUCUCAUCAGUGUAGACGGAAUAACCCAGGAAGCGAGAUGGCCCACCGAGUGCCAGGUGAUUGCGGAACGAAUACGUCACGCAGAUUACACACCAGCGAUACCAGAACCGUAUUAUACACCUACAGGGAAAGAACCAAAACCAAAACCAGUUUGUGACGAAACUGGAACUGUCAUUUUUCGUUAUUGUCCAACAAGUGUAACAAAUUACUUCAGCAGAUCAUGCAUCGGAGGUAGCACAGUUCUUUCCCGUUCUCUAGAUUCGAUUUUGAAUCCUGUAGAAUCAAAAAGAGAAUUAGAAGCACUACCACGUGAUUUGUGUUUCGAGUCUAGAUUUGAGUCAGGAAAUUUGGGGAAAGUGAUUAAAAUCACGGAAACUUAUUACCAAUUACAUUUGAGAAGGGAUCUUUAUACUCAGAGACACAUGCAAUGGUAUUACUUCAGAAUUUCGAAUACCAGAAGUGGAACUAUGUACAGACUCUCGAUUGUCAAUUUCUGCAAGGAAGAUAGUCUCUAUAAUGAAGGACUUAGGCCUUUGUUGUAUUCUACAAAAGAUGCAAGUCUGCACGAAAUUGGCUGGAGAAGAUGUGGAGAGAAUAUAAGUUAUUACAAAAAUGACUCAUCAGACGAGGAGAAGGAACGACAUACACUUACGUUCAAUAUUUACUUUCCUCAUGAUAGAGACAUUGUCUAUUUAGCUCAUUCUUAUCCAUAUACCUAUACCGAUUUACAGGAGUACUUAUCAGGAAUAGCUAGUGAUCCUGUGAAAACGAGAUAUACGAAACUUCGUCUUUUGUGUCGAUCUUUGGCAGGAAAUGGUGUUUAUUAUUUAACAAUCACUGCACCUGCUUUUACUGAAGAAUCUCGAAAGAAAAAAGGGGUUGUUAUCACUGCUCGUGUUCAUCCAGGCGAAACUCCUUCGAGUUGGAUGAUGAAAGGGAUUAUUGAUUUUCUAACCGGGGAUUCAAACCAAGCGAAGGAACUCAGAGAAAGAUUUAUCUUCAAAGUGGUUCCAAUGCUCAAUCCAGAUGGAGUGAUUGUGGGCAACAAUAGAUGUUCUCUUUCCGGCAAGGACUUAAAUCGCCAAUAUCGAACUGUGAUGCGAGAAAGUUAUCCUUCAGUUUGGCACACAAAACUGAUGAUUCGAAGAUUAAUGGAAGAAUGUGGAAUAGCAAUGUACUGUGAUUUACAUUCUCAUUCACGAAAACCCAAUAUUUUUAUCUACGGUUGUGAAAGUAAAAGAGCAGGAUGUUACGGCAGACUCACGGAGCAAGUUUUUCCAUUAAUGCUCCACAAAAAUGCAGCAGACAAGUUUUCAUUCGAAAACUGUAAAUUCCAUAUUGAAAAGGGAAAAGAGGGAACGGGAAGAGUUGUCGUUUGGCUUAUGGGGGUUUCAAAUAGUUAUACGAUGGAAGCAUCAAUGGGUGGAUCCCAGAUCGGUUCUAGAGCCGGAACCCAUUUUUCUGCUCAGGAUUACGAGCAGAUUGGAAAAUCUUUCUGUGAAACCCUUCUUGAUUUUUCUGAUGAUUGCCCCACAAAGGAAAGACUCAGAAACAAAAUCAUCGCCAGACUUUUGAAAGAAGGUUCCAGCGCUGAUGUGCCAACUAAUAUAAAUCUGACUGAUUAUUCAAGUGAUGAAGGCGUUACUUCAGACAGUUCGUCAGAAGAAGGAAUAAUUGAAAGUAUGGAUGUUAUUCAACAAAGCGAUGAUAAUUUUCAAUUUUUAUCAGUCCCACCGCCUUCUCCACUUGAAGAAUGGCCGAGAACUACUGAAAAAUUGAGAAAAUCGAGGAAAAGGAAUCAAAGAAAGGCUCUUAUUCGAAAAAAGAUUUCGGCUAACAGAACUGCCAUGGAUUUACCAACUACCGAUCCAGGAAGUGAUCUCUGCGAUCAUACAGAUUCCGAUGAAAAUUAUUUACAGUCACUCACAUUGAGAUCUGCAAAAGAAAAAGAAUUUAGAGACAAUUGUAAAGACUUGAAAGAACAAAGUAUCUUUUCUGGAAACGAAGAACCACAAGAAAACGAAUUAUUUUCGUUGCCAACAUUAGCUAGACCACGUAGUUUAUCUUUAGGCGAAGAAUUGAUUACUAAAGAAACUUUUGAGGAGAGGAGAUACUUUUCUCGAUUUCAUCCAUUGCCAAGUUUAUGGAUGAGUUGUUUUAUAUUAAACUUGAGAAAUUUAUCCCCAAUUUUGCCGAGAGUAGAUGAUGUACCAUUAAAAUUAACAACACUGAGGCAAAAAAUAUGGACGGGAGUGAAAUUUGAAAAAAGUGCAAUUUCGUUAAGGAAAAGUCCUCUCAGUUGGGGAAUAUCAAAUAUGGCUCGAGGUUACCAAACUGAUAGUGACGCUUUGCUCAAAUCCUGUUCGAAGAAAUUACAAGCUCUGAAUUACGUGCGCAAGCCCGACGCCAAAAAAUUGAAAAAGAAAUCCCCGAAAAAAUCGGCUCGUAUAAUCAAUAUUUUACCGAUUGAAGAUCCACCCGAGGAAGAAAGUCUAAAACCUCUUAAAAAAAAGAGAUGUCGUUUAAAAAGACAGAGAGCUUUAAAUUCAAAUCUCAACCUUCCUUAUAUCAUUCCUAGUUUAGUUCCGAGAGAAAAAGAUGAUUCCAUGAAGUUAUUUGGAGUACCAAAAACUCAAAAAUCACAAACAAAAAAGCCAGAACCAAGAAAAAAACUUCGAAAAGGUGGAUCAGGUGGAUUAACACCUGGUAUCGUUUCGAAGAGAAAAACAAAACCAAUCGUGGAUUCUUUUGAAGAUUCUUCCAGUUCGGAAGACACUCCAGUUAUGAGAAUCAAAGCCACGAGAAAAAAGAAAACGGGAACGAGGAAAAAACGAUCUUCGAGUGCUUUAGUUCCUAGCACGAAGCGAAAUUAAUUUAAAUAAUUAUUCGCGAUUUGCGAUUUAUACUGCCUGCU
This is a messenger RNA of Belonocnema kinseyi, 3583 nucleotides long. RefSeq names its product cytosolic carboxypeptidase 2-like. Gene Ontology annotation, molecular function: metallocarboxypeptidase activity; zinc ion binding. NCBI's taxonomy places the organism in Eukaryota, Metazoa, Arthropoda, Insecta, Hymenoptera, Cynipidae. The record is from RefSeq and is a predicted model, not a curated record. Gene Ontology annotation, biological process: proteolysis. The transcript is spliced from 16 exons. The coding region runs from base 465 to 3542 and encodes 1025 amino acids.